CGGGUAAACCUGUCUCACCGGCGGGGAGCUUCCUCCUGGGAGGGCCGCCGAGUUUUCCUUCCGCCCCUGCAGCUCGGAGCUCCGCGAGGGGCGAGCGGAAGGUGCGCGGGAGCCCGGGCCCGCGGGAGUCGGGGUCAUCGGCGCGAGCCAUGUCUCUGUGGGGGGAGCCGCCGCAGGCCUCGUCGCCCCCGGCUUCACAGCCGCCCCUGGCCGGCGUCUCGGCGCCGCCUCCCGCCUGGCCGGCGAGUACGACCCUCAACCGUCUGCGGGAGCCCCUGCUGCGGAGGCUCAGCGAGAGCCUGGACCGGGCACCCGAGGGCCGGGGCUGGAGGCGACUGGCCGAGCUGGCGGGCAAUCGGGGGCGACUCCGGCUCAGUUGUCUGGAUCUGGAGCAGUGUUCUCUUAAGGUACUGGAGCCUGAGGGAAGCCCCAGCCUAUGCUUACUGAAACUAAUGGGUGAAAAAGGAUGUACGGUCGCGGAACUGAGCGACUUCCUGCAGGCUAUGGAACACACUGAAGUUCUUCAUCUUCUCAAUCCGCCAGGAUUAAAGAUCACUAUAAAUCCAGAAUCAAAGGCAGUCUUGGCUGGGCAGUUUGUGAAACUGUGUUGCCGUGCAACUGGACAUCCUUUUGUACAAUAUCAGUGGUUCAAAAUGAAUAAAGAGAUUCCAUAUGGAAAUUCACCAGAACUUAUUUUUAAUGCAGUGCAUGUGAAGGAUGCAGGCUUUUAUGUCUGUCGAGUUAAUAAUAAUUUUACCUUUGAAUUUAGCCAGUGGUCACAGUUGGAUGUUUGUGAUGUGACAGAAGUAACAGAAAGUUUCCGGGGUAGUUUGGAUGGCAUCUCUGAAUCCAAGUUGCAAAUCUGUGUUGAACCAAAGUCUCAAAAACUGGUGCCAGGUAGCACAUUGGUUUUACAGUGUGUUGCUGUUGGAAGCCCCAUUCCUCACUACCAGUGGUUCAAAAACGAGUCACCAUUAACACAUGAGACAAAAAAGCUGUACAUGGUACCGUAUGUGGAUUUGGAACAUCAAGGAACCUACUGGUGUCGUGUAUCUAAUGAUCAAGACAGUCAAGAUAGUAGAAAGGUAGAAAUCAUCAUAGGAAGAACAGAUGGGGCGGUGGAGUGCACGGAAGAUGAAUUAAAUAAUUUUGGACAUCCUGAUAAUAAAGAACAAACAAUUGACCAGCCUUUAGCAAAGGACAAGGUUGCUCUAUUGAUAGGAAAUAUGAAUUACUGGGAACACCCCAAGCUUAAAGCUCCUCUGGUGGAUGUGUAUGAACUGACUAACUUACUGAGGCAGCUAGACUUCAAAGUGGUUUCACUGUUGGACCUCACCGAAUAUGAGAUGUGUAAUGCUGUGGACGAAUUCCUGCUGCUUUUAGACAAAGGAGUAUAUGGGUUAUUAUAUUAUGCAGGACAUGGCUAUGAAAACUUUGGGAACAGUUUUAUGGUCCCUAUUGAUGCUCCAAAUCCAUAUAGGUCUGAAAAUUGUCUGUGUGUUCAGAGUAUAUUGAAAUUAAUGCAAGAAAAAGAAACUGGACUCAAUGUAUUCUUGCUGGACAUGUGUAGGAAAAGAAAUGACUAUGAUGAUACCAUCCCAAUCUUGGAUGCACUAAAAGUCACUGCCAAUAUUGUGUUUGGAUAUGCCACGUGUCAAGGAGCAGAAGCUUUUGAGAUCCAGCAUUCUGGAUUGGCAAAUGGAAUCUUCAUGAAAUUUCUAAAAGAUAGACUAUUAGAAGACAAGAAAAUUACUGUGUUACUGGAUGAAGUUGCAGAGGAUAUGGGUAAAUGUCACCUUACCAAAGGCAAACAGGCUCUAGAGAUACGAAGCAGUUUAUCUGAAAAGAGAGCACUCACGGAUCCAAUUCAGGGGACCGCUUGUUCUGCAGAAUCUCUGGUGCGCAAUCUGCAGUGGGCCAAGGCUCACGAACUUCCAGAAAGCAUGUGCCUUAAAUUUCAGUGUGGUGUUCAGAUUCAAUUAGGAUUUGCAGCCGAGUUUUCCAAUGUCAUGAUAAUCUAUACGAGUAUAGUCCACAAACCACCUGAGAUAAUAAUGUGUGAUGCUUAUGUUACCGAUUUCCCACUUGACCUAGAUAUUGAUCCAAAAGAUGCAAAUAAAGGAACUCCUGAAGAAACAGGCAGCUAUUUAGUAUCAAAGGAGCUUCCCAAGCAUUGCCUAUAUACUAGACUCAGUUCACUGCAAAAAUUAAAGGAACACCUAGUGUUCACCGUGUGUUUAUCCUAUCAGUACUCGGGGCUGGAAGACACUGUGGAGGAGAAGCAGGAAGUGAGCGUCGGCAAGCCGCUCAUCGCCAGGCUGGACAUGCACCGCGGCAUGGGCAGGAGGGCCUGCUUUCAGAUGUGCCUCGUGCCUGAUGGGGCUGGCCCCGCCCCCUCGGGGGGCGCAGGGCAUUACCAGGACUCGUUCGGUGGUGUUUACCACUCACACCUGGGUAAUCCAGACAGCGGCGUGCCGCCAGACAGGUGUCACUGCAGCCGGACGCCCAGUGCCUUCAUUUCAACGUACCCCACCCACCAUUACUCCUGUCAGUUUGGUAGAAGUAAUGUGCCGGUAGAGACGACUGAUGAGAUGCCAUUCAGUUUCUCCGACAGGCUCAGGAUUUCUGAACAGUGACCUUGUUUGUAUUUAUCAUUAUUCUAGUGUCAGAUACCUCACCGGAAAUAAAAUGAGACAUUGUGAAAAG
Messenger RNA from Dipodomys ordii (Ord's kangaroo rat), 2706 nucleotides. RefSeq names its product MALT1 paracaspase (gene Malt1). Bases 150 to 2636 code for a protein of 828 amino acids. Gene Ontology annotation, biological process: proteolysis. The record is from RefSeq and is a predicted model, not a curated record. Lineage: Eukaryota; Metazoa; Chordata; Mammalia; Rodentia; Heteromyidae. Gene Ontology annotation, molecular function: cysteine-type endopeptidase activity. The transcript is spliced from 17 exons.